UAGGUAUCCUGGAUACAUUUUUGCAUCAUGCAGGAGGCAGUUGACACCGCUGUGCCCGCUUUAGGUCUGCCCAUGGGGACCGGAGAGUUCACCGAGCAGCAGAUGGGACUCGCCAACAAGAUCCCGUUAGUGAAGCCCUACUUCAAAAAGAAACACGCACAGAGAAAACUGGACACAAAAUGCUUACGUGCUUUAGAGGACCCUAUUUUGAGCACGUUAUUAAACUCAGACGCACUUGUGUCAGGGGAUGGAGUGUUUGUUCUGCGUAACCCAGCUCGACCACAGCAGAAUAUAUGCACCGCCGCCAUAGAGAAGCAGGCGAGGAUUAGUCAGGUGUGCCUGAAGGAGGAGGAUGAGAGCACGGUCGCGGAUGUGGGCGUGAGCGAGCUCGCGGGGGAACAAAAGGUGUUGGAUAUUCAGCGGGUGUCAAUAGAGGCUAAUGAGCAACGCUUCCAGCCCCAGGAGCGCAACGAGGCGGCGCCCUCCUCCGACGUUUCAGGGUCGAAGUUAAAUGACAUCUACACCACUGAGACUUUGCAGGGUGCAAAUUGCCUCGCCAUCAAAGAGGGCGAGAUCUUUCAGGAUAAAAGUGAGGAGGCCUCUUUGGAUCUAGUGUUUGAACUCCUGACCCAGCUCCAGUAUCACACGCAUCAAGCGGACGCUGUAUCGAUCUGUGUGGAUUUCCUCCAGGGCGUUUGCGUCUAUGGCAGUGACUGUUCCCAGCAUCACACCGUUCUACCUUACCACUGGCAAAUCCGCAGAGCAGAUACGCAGAUCUGGCAGAGCAUAUCGGAUGACUCUCAAGAACAACUGGAAAGGCUUUAUUGCAACCCUGACAAUGAACAUGUCAGACUUAAGUUUCUGUAAGUGCUUCUGGUUUUGCCCUGUGGGUUAAUGCCACUUUUCAUUGAAACCUCUUGAGCAGUUUCAAUCAUUUAUGCUUUACCCGAGUACAGCUAAGCUGAGCUUGCAGUUCAAUGAGAAAACAGAAAAAAAAUGGUGCAAGGGAGGGACUGGUAUGAUGCCCUACUGAAAAAAAAAAACGGCCUAAACCUGUCUGGUUGACUGUUCUUAUCUGGUUUAGUUGACCAGCCAGCUGGUCUCCCAGCCUGAUCUGCUAAAAGUGACCCAAACCAUUCUACAACCAGAGAGACCAGCAAACCAGCUUAGGCUGUUGCUUUUCAGGCGUAUUGUUGGAGACACCUAGUUGAAGUAAAAGAGUGCAGUACAUGACAGGAAGUUGCCUUGUAUGUAGGAGCGUGUGUUGUGGAUGAGGUAUAUGUGACUAAGAGAUUGCUUCUUUCCCAUAAGCCUUCCGUUGGCUGGCCUGACGUGUGGAAGCGUACUGACAGCUGUGAGCCGUGAACUUGCUCGACCCGCCUCUGCUUAGUUUGGUCAAACGCACACACAUACACGCGCACGCUCCCACUCACUGCGGCUUGCGCUCAGGCAGUCACACGCACUUGUCGCACAGACAGAGAAGGGCUCACACGCACAGUUGCUCACAAACACGCAAAUAAAUUAGCUUUAGGGACCUACGCAAUUAUGCACAUUGCACACGCUCACCCACCCACACUUGCUGUCAUGCACGCACACAUUUAUGCUCUGUAAAUUCCUUUUUUAAUUUUAUUAUAUUGAUCAUUUACACACACAAACACAAACAUUCUUAGACCUACCAAUCAUACACUCCAUUGCCACAAUUUAUAUCCCUGAGAUGCAAACAUGGUGGCUUGACCCAGCAGGAAUUUUUUUUUUUGCCUAAACAAAAGGGCCCUUUUGUUUGUGAGAGUCUUGUUUAGGUCCCAAGCCUGAUCUGUAUGCAAAAGUGGUUUGCAAAAGGAAGUGCACUUGGUCAUGACAAAGCAAAAGAGACAGUGAUUUUUAAUGCUCACCAUGACACAGCUCCUGGCUGCUUCUUCCUUGAAGAUAGCAUUGUCGAUUUGUCAUGGAAAUUCUGCUGCGGGACAGCCGACUAUUUAGGGGGUCUUUGUCUACAGAGUUUAAUAGACAGAAUGGCUACGUAACUGUCUCUGUUGGCCAGUUUAGCCCAUUUGCUCUCAGAACUGUGGCUCACAGUGACCUGUUUCAUGUUAAUAGCUAAAGCCGACCAUUAACCUCCUGCUGACUUUGGUAGUUCAGGGGUAAAGUGAGACCCACAGAGCCUGUA
This is a messenger RNA of Sinocyclocheilus grahami, 2167 nucleotides long. RefSeq names its product TCDD-inducible poly [ADP-ribose] polymerase-like. Gene Ontology annotation, cellular component: nucleus. Lineage: Eukaryota; Metazoa; Chordata; Actinopteri; Cypriniformes; Cyprinidae. Gene Ontology annotation, molecular function: metal ion binding; NAD+ poly-ADP-ribosyltransferase activity. The record is from RefSeq and is a predicted model, not a curated record. The coding region runs from base 28 to 867 and encodes 279 amino acids. The transcript has a single exon.